This is a messenger RNA of Scedosporium apiospermum, 864 nucleotides long. RefSeq lists its product as uncharacterized. Gene Ontology annotation, cellular component: nucleus. Bases 1 to 864 code for a protein of 287 amino acids. Lineage: Eukaryota; Fungi; Ascomycota; Sordariomycetes; Microascales; Microascaceae. Gene Ontology annotation, biological process: regulation of gene expression. The transcript has 3 exons. The record is from RefSeq and is a predicted model, not a curated record.
AUGUUGACCUCGCUCGCACGGGCGUCCCUUCGCCGGGUCGUCUCCCUCCCCCUCCGCCCAUUGACCGCCCCCGUCGCGGCGCGUGCCGUCCUCCUCGCCCCCGCCGUCCGGACGCAACAACCCUUCGGCACGACCAGCUGGGCCCACGAAGCUGCCAAGGGAAAGUCGACCAAGGGCGCCGCCUCCAAGAAGAAGAAGACCACUAAGGCCGCGGCGACCAAGGCUAAGGCCAAGCCCAAGGCCAAGCCUAAGCCGAAGCCGAAGCCCAAGAAGAAGAAGGUGCUGACGCCCGAGGAGAAGGCUAAGAAGGAGGUUAGGGAGCUAAAGGUGGCGGCCCUGCUUAAUGAGCCGGCUAAGUUGCCUGGGACGAGCUGGCUGGUGUACGUGACGCAGGAGCUUAAGGGAAAGUCUGUUGGGGGAGAUCUUGCGGGUAGGACGAGGGCCGUGAGAGAGGCGUUUAGGUCUCUGUCGUCGUAUGAGCUCGAGCGUCUCCAAGAAACAGCUGAGAGCAAUCGCCAGGCCAACAUCGACGCUUACAAGACCUGGGUCGAGAGCCACUCGGCCGAGGAAAUCUACAAGGCCAAUCUCGCGCGCGGCCGCCUCAGCCGCAAGUACAACAAGUCGCACCGCAAGAUCACCGACGAGCGCCUUCCCAAGAGGCCGCUGACGGCCUACUCCCUCUUCGUCAAGGCGCGGUGGGCGAGCGGCGAUGUGUCCAACGUAGCUAGCACUGCGGCGGGUGCUGCUCGCAUACUGGCGGAUGAGUGGAAGGCUUUGCCUGAGUCGGAGAAGAAGCCUUAUCUGGACCAGGCGGCUGCUGAUGCGGCGAGAUAUGCGGAGGAGAAGAAGGAAUUCUCUGACUAG